Messenger RNA from Dentiscutata heterogama, 562 nucleotides. NCBI's taxonomy places the organism in Eukaryota, Fungi, Glomeromycota, Glomeromycetes, Diversisporales, Gigasporaceae. The record is from the annotation of a GenBank genome assembly.
AUGAAAAAAAGAGCAAGUAAAACUGCUAAGAGCCGUGGUAUUCGCUUUGUGAAUAUCACCCCUAACGUCACUAGGGCUGGCUCUUCUUCUUGUGUUAAUGGCUACUCAUUGCAAAAUGAGUAUGUCAUCAAUGAUGAACAGCCGCGCACUGUUCAAGUUCCAUACGAAUUGACAUUAAAUGUCGAUGACCUAAUUUAUCCUUCAAAAAAUUCACGCCGUUCAAAAAAAACCGAUGACCCACCGAGACCACAGAAUAGUUUUCUUCUCUUUCGUAGGGAUUUUGAAGCGAAGUAUCGGUUACUUCAUAAAAACGAAAAAAUUUUCUCAAAAAAAAUUUCAACUUUAGCAGCAGAAAGAUAUAAACCUAAUAAAAAAAAACAAGAUCCCAACGUUUUAGAAGGAACUUUAACUUUUGUGACUUCGCAGUCACAAGAUAUAGAAAUUCCUACACAAUCCUCAAAUAUUUUAGAAAAGAAGGUUUUCGAAAAUAAGACAAAAGAUGUAAUGUACGAUUCAAAUACAUACAUUCAUAAAGAAGAAAAUACUUUUGAUUAUAAUUAUA